Molecule: messenger RNA, 1188 nt
Organism: Musa acuminata subsp. malaccensis (wild Malaysian banana)
Lineage: Eukaryota; Viridiplantae; Streptophyta; Magnoliopsida; Zingiberales; Musaceae
Source: RefSeq, a predicted model, not a curated record
AUGAGGAUAGCCACUUUAACGUAUCCUUCCAACUGUGUUCUCUCACUUCUGUUCAUCUUGUUUUUGCAGACCGAUGCUUUCAACUCCCAUAACCACAGUUGUAGCCCAGGCGAUCUCAGAAAACUGUAUGGUUUCGCACGCGGCCUCGAUGCUCAAAUCAACCAUUGGCCCGUCGCCGUUGCUAAUUCCACCAGUUGCUGCAGUUGGCCGGGAGUCCAUUGUGCUCUGUUGUCCUCUUCCCCGACAUCAUCAUCAUCGUCCACUCUCAACUCUACCUUGUUUACCGCCAUAAGAGUCGUCGGUCUCGAUCUACCUGGGAGAGGUCUUGAAGGGGUUCUCUCAAGGUCCCUGGCUGGUUUAGACAAGCUCAGCUUUCUCAACCUCUCCCACAAGUCUUUCCGUGAUCCCAUCCCACCAGAGCUAUUCCACUUGAAGCUCUUGAAGGUGCUCGACGUAAGCAGAAACCAGUUGACAGGGGAGUUCCCACCGGGUAUAGGAAACCUCUCGGGCCUGCAACACUUGGAUGUGUCCGGCAACAGGUUCACCGGGAUCAUCCCUGAUGAGUUUCACGGCCUGGCAAAGCUUGAGGUUUUCUCAGCUACAUCUAAUGAAUUUGUCGGUCCGUUGCCCUCUUCUCUGUCCUCGUGCUCGAUGCUUACGUUGCUUAAUCUAUGGAACAAUUCUCUUGAAGGUAACAUCGACCUUGACUGUAGACGAUUAGUUCAUCUUGCUACCCUCAACCUUGGAUGGAAUAGGUUGCAGGGGGUCGUUCCGGAGGUUCUCUCUUCUUGCAAGGCAUUGCAGAUCCUUAAUUUGUCUCUCAACAAACUAAGUGGCCAGGUUCCCGACAAGCUUCAAGACCUUCUUUCUCUCUCCUACCUGAAUCUGCAUGGAAAUAGCCUCUCAAAUAUUUCAGGAGCACUGAAAGUUCUUCAGGAGUGCCAAAACUUGACAGUUGUUAUACUCACCAAAAACUUUGUAGGUGAAGAAAUGCCGAUUAAUGCAAUCCGAGGAUUUCGAAACAUACGUGCCCUCGCCAUUAUAAAUAGUGCUUUGACUGGUUCCCUCCCCUCAUGGUUAAGAAAUUGCAGGGAGCUCAGAUUUCUCGAUUUAUCAUGGAAUCGUUUGACCGGAGAGAUACCACGGUGGUUCGGAGAGUUUGAUCAUCUUUUUUUCAUGAACCUGUAA